CGGCUUGGCUGAACGUUGGCUCAAAACUCUUAAGAGACAUUCGAGAACUACCUAGCUGGUGACACGGGGGAGACGACAGUUUUAGGCGGUUGGCAUAGGAGCUAACAAUUAAGAAGAUAUUUCCGGCGUGUGAGAAUCGUUGCAUUUCCGGUUCAUUGGCUGGCUGCUGCUGGGCUUGAUAGAAAAACUACCAUAGGAUUAAUGAUGUGAAGUGAGUGAAACUUAUGAAUAAUUCAACCGGAUGUUAUUUGUGAGCGAGCACGUUGCUAUUUAGGUUGUUGCAUUCGGGCACAAGUGGGAAAGCGGAAAUCAACGACGUUGCAACAGGUUGUAUGUUGAAAUUAGCGCUGUUGUGGAACCAUCAAUCAUGAAUCGAGCAAUACUACAGAUAACUUUUUGGAUAAUGCUCCUAGAGAGCAGUUUUGUACUGUCUAAACCGGUUAGUGGUAGAACGCAGGGCAAAAAUACUGCAGCAACUAAAUCAUUGGAAGUACCCAGAGCUUUGGAAGUGCAGUAUGAUGAUUAUCCGAUGGUCGUUCCAAAACGUGCCGCCAUGCUGCUGGAUCGAUUAAUGGUGGCCCUUCAUCACGCCCUGGAAAAAGGCGAAGGCGAAGAUGGCGGAUCCCGGCCCAUCAACAAAGUUUACCGGGACGCCAAAUACGGAGGCCGCCCAGUGAUAGCCGGGAUGGUCAAACAGCAGCCCGCCCUGGCCGCAUCCAGUGGACCGAAUAAAGCCGAGCAACUGAUGAAGUCCUAUUAUGCCGAGGCAGAGGCUGGGGAAGACCUGGACGAGGCCAACGUGAUCCCCGAUGAUCUGGAUGAGUACGAGGGCCGGAAGGAGCUGCUGGACGAAAUGUUUGCUUUUUAACCACUUUUAGAUGGACAUCCAAACGAGGGGCACUGAAGACAAAACGAAAAAGGGCCGAUAUUGGAAGUGUUACUUUAAUGCCGUUAGCUGUUUCUAACUCUCCGGUGUGGUUAAUCUUGAGUGUUUAGAAUAUUUCACCCUAGCUCAGUAAGAUUCAUGAAAGAAAAAAAACACAACAAUCAAAAUAACAGUUUAAAAAAACAAUCAAAGCACGCAAACAGUGACAGUGAUGAUAAUUGUUCUAUCAUGGCUUAAGAAAAAUCAAAUCCUAAUUUGACAAAAAAAUUCAAAAGAACUGAAUACUAUUUAACUAAAAUAUUACAGUUGUAUAAUAAAAUUAUACACUUAUACCGAAUCAACUAACAGCAGUAACUAAAUAACAUU
Uranotaenia lowii is the source of this 1252-nucleotide messenger RNA. RefSeq lists its product as uncharacterized. The record is from RefSeq and is a predicted model, not a curated record. The transcript is spliced from 4 exons. Bases 368 to 868 code for a protein of 166 amino acids. NCBI's taxonomy places the organism in Eukaryota, Metazoa, Arthropoda, Insecta, Diptera, Culicidae.